Dujonia railenensis is the source of this 966-nucleotide messenger RNA. Lineage: Eukaryota; Fungi; Ascomycota; Pichiomycetes; Serinales; Debaryomycetaceae. The record is from the annotation of a GenBank genome assembly.
AUGAAUACAUUGCCUGACCCUCCUGUUGAUGUAGUAACGUCCUUAAAAUUCUCCCCUCGGGAUCAGCUUUUAGUAACUUCUUGGGACAAUCAGAUACGGCUCUAUGAUGCGGAAUCUUCUAACCUAUUGUCAAGCAUACAAGCACCAUCUACCCCACUAAGUACCAUAUUCAAUUCGGGUACUUUCCACUCGGGAUACAUUGAUGGCACAGUGAGAUCGAUCGACUUGGAAAAUCAAUCUUUUAGUACAAUAAAAUUAACGAGCAAAAAAAAUGACACACUUGACGAAGAUCAUUCAGUUGGAGUAGCUCACUUGAUGAACCAAAGGCCAGCAUCAAAUGAUCCAGUUUUGAUUGGAGCUUCGUGGGAUGGAAAAGUAAACGUAAUUGAUGUAAGAUCUAAUAAUAUAGCGUCCACUACACAGAUGCCUAAAAAAAUCUUUUCCAUGGACACCUCAGACGAAUAUCUAGUAGUUGGAAUGUCUGGUAGAACUAUUCAUAUAUAUGAUCAUAGGAUGAAUUAUUCGGAACCGCUCCAGAUUCGCGAGAGUGGGUUGAAGUUUCAGAUGAAGGAUUUAAAGUGCUGGGAAGAAGGGUACGCCCUUGCUUCUAUCGAUGGAAGAGUUGCAAUUGAGUAUUAUGACCCAUCAGACUCCGUGCAAGAGAAGAAAUAUGCCUUUAAAUGCCAUAGGGUACCUGGAGUGGAGGAGGAUGUAGUCUUCCCAGUCAACUCUAUUCAAUUCAAGAAGAAUCUUUUAUAUACUGGUGGUAAUGAUUCAGUAUGUGUAUGGAACUUCCAAAAUAGAAAAAGAGUUAAGCAAUAUAAAGUCGGGGCCGAAAAUGGAGGAGGAGAGGUUAAUAAGAUAAGUGUCAGUGAUAGCGGCAAGUAUUUAGGAAUAUCUUCAUUCGACAAAGAUGCACACAAGUCGGUGUUACACUUGAAGACUAACGAAUUUGGUAAGCGAUGA